GCGAGGCGAGGCGGGGCGGGGUCGAGCGCAACGGGAAGGGGAAGCCGCGCGGGUCGGGAGCCGCGCUGCGCCAGCCGGGCUGCAGCUGCCGCGCACCAAGCGCUGAGAUGGGGCUGGAGACCGAGAAGGCGGAUGUCCAGCUCUUCAUGGACGAGGACUCCUACAGCCGCCACAGCGGCGUAGAUUACGCCGACCCCGAGAAGUUCGUGGAUCCGGGCAGCGACCGAGAUCCCCACCGGCUCAACUCGCAUCUCAAGGUGGGAUUCGAGGAUGUGAUUGCAGAGCCCGUGUCUACGCACUCUUUUGACAAAGUGUGGAUCUGCAGCCACGCUCUCUUUGAAAUCAGCAAAUACGUGAUCUACAAGUUCCUGACGGUGUUCCUGGCUAUCCCCUUGGCUUUCGCUGCGGGAAUUCUCUUUGCCAUCCUCAGCUGUCUGCACAUCUGGAUUAUAAUGCCUUUUGUAAAGACCUGCCUAAUGGUCCUGCCUUCAGUGCAGACAAUAUGGAAGAGCGUAACAGAUGUUGUCAUUGCCCCAUUGUGUAGGAGCGUAGGACGCAGCUUCUCUUCUGUCAGCCUGCAACUGAGCCAUGACUGAAUAUUUGGACCCCAGGUCCAGAGAUUUGGAUACUGUAAUACUUCUUUGUUGUUAUAACAUAAAGGCACUACUGUUCUGUUAACUCCCCAAAUGUUCAAAUUAAGAAAGCUAUUAAGAUGGGCAACCACAUAUAGAAAUGUUUAUUUUCAGAUCUUUUCAAAUAAUGCUUUUCUAUAUUAAAAGCCAAGGAUUUCAUAUCUAACUUUAUAACCAGAAUUAUUAAGUGGGUUGGCAACACUUAAUUUUGAAGGCAGACAGUUCUUGCUUUAGUAUGUAAGUAUACAUUUUGUAAUGAUGAAUCUAUAAUGAUCAAGGAACAUUUCUCUCAAACACUACAAUAGUUUUGUGUACAACUGCUCAUAAAAAUAUGGAAUUUCUUAUUUUUCUUUUACUUUGGAAGUAAUACUUCUUAAAUUACCUUUGCAGGUAAAGUCAUGGGGAUACUUAGAGAUAAGAUAAUACAAAGAUUCUAGAAAUUACAGUAACAAAAGCAUACAGUGAUGAUAGGGGCUCUCAAAUAUAAUAAAACAAAUGUGAAAAUAUGUUCCUUUAAAUAGGGCAUAGUUAACCUACAGGCAUAUUUAACAAGAUGUUUUAAUUUACUGUAUAUUUUGUACUUAUUGUAAAUGUUGCUCUAAUCAGAUUGCUUUAAAGAACUCAUUAUAUUUGUUAUCUUGUUGAGCUAAUAUAUAGGAGUAAAUGUAUCUUCCACAAGGAACUUCACUGGUGAGAUUGCACUGUCUUGAUUACAUAAGCAUAUGCAUCUUCUUUGGUAAUAGAAUGGAAAAGAGAGAUAUACAAGGCUUUUCUUUCUAACUUUUCCAAGCAAAAUCCUGAAGUGUUUUAUGGCUGAUGUUUAUCUGGCUGUGAUCUUAAUACAAACCCAACUGAUAUUUCAUCUAGGAGAUGCUUUCUGUCUUGUAAUUAGAAAUUAAACCUGUAUUCUGCAUUCCUAUUAAUGUUUCACUUUACCUUCAAGUAAUAUUGGUGCUAUUUAAUAACAUUUUAAAAUAAAGGCUAUUUCUGACACUUAAGUACAAUUUCAACUACAGUAAUUCACGUAGUAAUUUCAGGAGAGUUGUCAAUUUACUGGGUCCAUGCUACUGAGCUACGUAUAUAUAAAUUAAAAACUAACAGCUGCAAACUUUCAAGAUGUUAUCUAAUAUGAAUCUUGUACACAGUAUAAAAUUAUUCUUAUUAUUUUUGAACUGUAGAGUCCUAUUUCAGUGUUAUGAGUCACUGUUGUUUUAAAAAUCUCUAUUGCAAAAUGAUAGGCAUGUACAAAAGAUGUCUGUGAUGUGAGUGGUUAACUAUAAUUUGCGUAUCUUAAAAGUGUGUAAAUGCUCAAAUUUCAGAAUUACUAUCAGAACUCGGAUUAACAUUCCUUUGAAUAUCUUCAUAGAGGACAACUCCUCAUUCAAUGAAGAUUAAUUUUAUUUUCCCAAAUUCUAAGGCUGGUGAAUAUACAGGAUGAUUGAAUUGGAAUACUAUUGGGGACCAAAGCAAAUGAAUGAUCAGAUUAUGAAACUCAUAUCCUUUUGAAGGUAGCUACAAAAGAGAUUUUUCAAAGCUGCCUUAGGCCAUUGUAGCAUCCUUAGAAAACACUCUCAUGAUCAUUAACUUCAAGCAUUACUACUCAUUUGACUAUAUAGAUGUUACUAUAUAGUUAGUUAAAAAGGUCAAUAAGUCUCAUGACUUUAUACCUUGUAUUUAAGAUGUUUUUAAAAAAUAUUUGGAUAUGUUGAUUGGGCAAAUGUAUUUGAUUAAUAAAAUAUCUAUCUAAAUAAAUCAUGAGCUUCUAUCUUCUAGCUAUUGGCAAGUUUUAAAGCCAAAAUAUAUACACAGUCAUAUAAUAAAAC
Molecule: messenger RNA, 2455 nt
Organism: Eubalaena glacialis (North Atlantic right whale)
Lineage: Eukaryota; Metazoa; Chordata; Mammalia; Artiodactyla; Balaenidae
Gene: CAV2
Product: caveolin 2
Exons: 3
Coding region: 108-596 (162 amino acids)
Biological process (GO): positive regulation of MAPK cascade; insulin receptor signaling pathway; negative regulation of endothelial cell proliferation
Cellular component (GO): caveola; Golgi apparatus; cytoplasmic vesicle
Molecular function (GO): molecular adaptor activity; protein kinase binding
Source: RefSeq, a predicted model, not a curated record